Molecule: messenger RNA, 1792 nt
Organism: Macroventuria anomochaeta
Lineage: Eukaryota; Fungi; Ascomycota; Dothideomycetes; Pleosporales; Didymellaceae
Product: aldehyde dehydrogenase
Exons: 3
Coding region: 218-1717 (499 amino acids)
Molecular function (GO): aldehyde dehydrogenase (NAD+) activity
Source: RefSeq, a predicted model, not a curated record
CGCUACUCGACACGCACGAUCAAUGCUGCGAUAGCGCCGCGAGCUUGCUCGAGACGGGCUCCUGAUGGCCGAGGCUGUCUGGGCGAUCCUCCAUAUUGGUGCUCGUGCGGUGGAGACUUCCUUUCGUGCUGUCGUGGCGGCAAGUACUUAAGAUUGUCUACCCCUCUUCUGUUCAAUCAGUCCUCACUCACAUUUGUUUCCUCUGAUACCCCACAUUAUGUCUGACGUUUCAGUGAAGCUCAAGACUCCCCAGACGGGCGAGUACGACCAGCCUACUGGUCUCUUCAUCAACAACGAGUUUGUCAAGUCUGUUGACGGCAAGACAUUCGAGGUCAUCAACCCUUCCACAGAAGAGGUUAUCACAAGCGUCCAGGAGGCGUCCGAGAAGGAUGUCGAUAUCGCUGUUGAGGCUGCCCGCAAGGCAUUCAACGGCCCAUGGAGAAAGGAGACACCCGAGAACCGUGGAAAACUUCUUGUCAAGCUUGCCGACCUGUUCCUCGAGAACGUCGACCUUCUUGCUGCCGUCGAGGCUCUCGAUAACGGCAAGGCCUUCACCAUGGCCAAGAACGUUGACGUACCCGCUGCCGCUGGUUGCUUGAGGUACUACGGAGGUUGGGCCGACAAGAUCGAGGGUAAGGUCGUCGACACAACACCCGACACAUUCAACUACAUCCGCAAGGAGCCUAUCGGUGUUUGUGGUCAGAUCAUUCCCUGGAACUUCCCACUGCUCAUGUGGUCAUGGAAGAUUGGCCCCGCCAUUGCUACCGGUAACACGGUCGUACUGAAGACCGCUGAGCAGACUCCUCUCUCCGCCUACAUUGCCUGCACACUCAUUCAGAAGGCUGGUUUCCCUCCAGGUGUCAUCAACGUCAUUACUGGUCUCGGUAAGGUCGCUGGUGCUGCCAUGUCCGCGCACAUGGGCAUUGACAAGAUUGCCUUCACUGGUUCCACCGUUAUCGGUCGCCAGAUCAUGAAGGCUGCUGCUGGCUCCAACUUGAAGAAGGUUACUCUCGAGCUUGGUGGCAAGUCCCCCAACAUCGUCUUCGCCGAUGCCGAUAUCGACGAGGCCAUCAACUGGGUCAACUUCGGUAUCUACUUCAACCACGGACAGUGCUGCUGCGCCGGUUCGCGUAUCUACGUUCAGGAGGAGAUUUACGACAAGUUCAUUGAGCGAUUCAGGGAGCGCGCUGCUCAGAACGCUGUCGGUGACCCAUUCAAGGAGGAUACCUUCCAGGGUCCCCAGGUCUCUCAGCUUCAGUUCGACCGCAUCAUGUCCUACAUUGAGGAGGGCAAGAAGGCCGGUGCCACCGUUGAGACCGGUGGUAAGCGCAAGGGUGACAAGGGUUACUUCAUUGAGCCUACCAUCUUCUCCAACGUUACUGAGGACAUGAAGAUCCAGCAAGAAGAGAUCUUCGGCCCCGUCUGCACAAUUUCCAAGUUUAAGACCAAGGCCGAUGUCAUCAAGAUUGGCAACAACUCAAACUACGGCUUGGCCGCCGCUGUCCACACCACCAACCUCAACACCGCCAUUGAGGUUGCCAACGCGCUCCGCGCUGGCACCGUCUGGGUCAACACCUACAACACUCUCCACUGGCAGCUCCCCUUCGGUGGUUAUAAGGAGUCUGGUAUGGGCCGUGAGUUGGGUGAGGCUGCUCUAGACAACUACGUCCAGACCAAGACCGUGUCGAUCCGUCUUGGUGACGUUCUGUUCGGUUAAGCGUUUGUCGGUAUGAAAAUGAAGAUAUGAUCAUGUGAACCUGUAUAUAGUUUCUAGCCAUGAGAAUCAAACAAA